Molecule: messenger RNA, 294 nt
Organism: Hydatigera taeniaeformis
Lineage: Eukaryota; Metazoa; Platyhelminthes; Cestoda; Cyclophyllidea; Taeniidae
Source: the annotation of a GenBank genome assembly
AUGAUGCUAUCGCAAACUUCUCCAUCACCAACACCGCCACCACCACCUCUCCACCAGCCUAAUUCUGACGCCUCCGUGUGUGGGGCGAUAGUAUCCCAUUCGUCGAGAGUUGAUUACGACUUUCGCCUAAAUAUUCGCUCCCUCUUCUUCCCUUCUCUCCCUUCCACCUUCGAAGAGAUGAUGCUAUCAGCAACCGCGGCAGGAGCAGCAGUUGUUGUAGUGACCAUCAUCGGUUUUCCCAUCGAUGACAUCAGAAAUGAAAAGGAGAAUGACCUCCAAUUGGUUAAAGGCUAA